Messenger RNA from Penicillium psychrosexuale, 2031 nucleotides. Its product is annotated as transcription factor domain-containing protein. NCBI's taxonomy places the organism in Eukaryota, Fungi, Ascomycota, Eurotiomycetes, Eurotiales, Aspergillaceae. Bases 1 to 2031 code for a protein of 676 amino acids. Gene Ontology annotation, biological process: DNA-templated transcription. Gene Ontology annotation, molecular function: zinc ion binding; DNA binding. The transcript has 2 exons. The record is from RefSeq and is a predicted model, not a curated record.
AUGGCAUCGGAAUUUGUACCCGAGACAUCUGAAAUUGGUUCCUUGACGGCACACUCGAAUGAGGACAGCCAGUUCGUCGGUAGCUCAAGCGGCGUCUAUUUCAUCAAGACAGUAAAACGUGCAUUCAACGGCUUAGAUGGCCCGGGGUCACCCGAAUCCAACCUCCCCACGGCAGAGGAAACGCUCGUAGGCGCUGAAAACUCACCUCGUGACAAGCGCCAGCGCACUUCAUCUGUCAGAGACACUGCUUCGUCCUUGCGAGUGAUCGAAUCUUCCGCAAAAUGGACCUACGACCGAUCAUUGACGGCAUCUCUGGGGAAUCUACCACCCCCAGAUGUGGCUAGGGGCCUGAUGAUGAUGUAUUUCAAAGUCUGGCACCCACUGUUCCCGUUCCUGCAUGGUCCCACCUUCCUGCAGGCAAUGGAGAACGUCUACUCCAAUGGGAAUCAAACUCAGCACACGCAGGAACCCUGUGUAGACCACCGGAGUACGUGCUGGACAAUCAUUUUCCAAUGUGUCUUCAAUCUAGGCAGUUUUCUGGCGCCCGACUUAGAUCUACAGUCAGAAUCGAAGAUCCAAUCACCGGCCAGUUUCAACUCUUUGCUCGGGACUCUCUCAUCUCGACAUGAUAUCGUAUCCCUGCAAGCGCUUCUAGCUAUCCAAGUAUAUCUCGUCGCGACCAUGUCACUUCGACCAGCAUCGACUGUUGGAGGCUGUAUCCUACGCUCGAUGCUUCAUGCCGGUCUCCACCGGUGUCCAUUUCGAUACAAGCAACUCUCCACCCACGACCGACAAUUGCGGAAGCGGGUCUUUUGGUGUGCUUAUGCGAUAGAUAGAUACCUGAGCCAGGCUUUGGGCUUGCCGCUUGGUAUACAGGAUUCCGAUAUCGAUGUAUGUCUGCCUGCCGCCCGAGAAUUGCAUUCCCCCCGGGGCCAGUCUGCGAAUGGUAGCUCUGCGCCGCAGCACGGCAAUAAAGAAGACCACAACAAGGAAAGUGUUCUUGCUAGCUACGUUGACUCGGGGACUCUGACGGGUCGGGCAUUGGAGCUCUUCCACAAAUCAAUAUUGGUUCGAUGUGUUCGUCGCAGCUCGGUGUUGUUCCUCGUGACAGACGUGCAUAAGUGGUGGAAUUGCCUUCCCACCAAUCUCCAAAUCAAGCCAGUGGUAUCUGAACAAAGGGUGAGGUCUGUACUGCCAGACAGUGCGUUUGAUUUUGCUCCUUUUUUCACUGUGCUGUAUCAGCAUCUCAUUCUGAUCAUCCAUCGACCUUCGCUGUCCCUAGAUCCGUCAACUGCCGAAUUCUGUUCUGGAUUGCAAAUCUGCAUCGGGGCUGCCCGGGCUAUCCUUUCGGGGCUGAGGUUGCAAGUUGAUAGCCAUCAGGCUUUAUUCUGGCCUGGUUUCUUGUCGGCUGCGUGGAUGUCUGGGUUAGUGUUGGCUUUAGCUUGUCAACUGAACCAAUAUGUAUUGACAAAGGGUCUUCAGGAAAUGGAUGAAUUUUCGGGAUUCUUGCGUCUGAUGUCUACUCAAUGGGAGACAGCCAAACACUGCCACAUGUCGCUUUCAGUGCUGGCUGCGAAAAUCCAACAGUCAGAAAGCGGAUCCGAUAAAACAGCAAACUCCCAAGCAUAUGUGACGAGAGGCUCCGAGGGAAGUCCCACACAUGUGGAAUAUUCAACUGCACGGGAGGAGAACAGACGGAGACUUGGCCGUCUGUCGCACUUGCAUGAAGAGCCUGGCUUAUCUGCAGAGCCGUCCGGGCUUGAGUCACGGAAUAACACAUGGGUGGAAUCCAUGCACAGAGGACAUGAUCCUACGGUAGUUCCUUCGGCGUCGACGUACCCGUCACAAAUGAACGAGCAGGGCAUCCUCACCGAUACAUCAUCCUCUUCAACGCAAAUAGAUUUACAGGACACAGAUCCGGCACAGCUCAAGGGGUCAUCUAAUUUCGACUUGAACAUGGUGGAUUUAAUCGAGGGCGCUAACUUUGACACUCUGUUUGAUAUGAUCGGACAGCAAUUCCCAAGCUUCUAA